AUGGACUUUCCAGAAAUGUCAAUUCCCAAUGAAAGUAGCAUGAGUUUGAUGGAAAACAUGUUGAUAGUCGAAGAGUUGGAGUAUGACAAGGAAUUGUUGAAGACAAAGCAUGAAAAGUUGGUAACACAUAUGACGGACGAACAAAAAAAUGUCUACGAAUCUGUCAUGAAUGAUAUUGAUUCCAAUGGAGGUAGAUUGUUCUUUGUGUAUGGUUAUAGAGGAAUAAGCAAGACGUUUGUGUGGAUAACGUUAUCGUCAAAGAUAAGGAGCAACGGUGAUAUUGUUUUGAACAUUGUUUCAAGUGGAGUAACACCUUUGCUUUUGCCGGGAGGCAGGACGACGCAUUCUAGGCUUUCUAUACCACUCUCUUUGAACAAAGAUUCUACGUGCAAUAUAUCGCAAGGUAGUGACUUUGCUGAGCUUAUAAUAAGGAUCAAAUUGAUUAUAUGGGACGAGGCACUGAUGAUACACAGACACUUGAAGCUUUGGACAAAACCAUGA
Ipomoea triloba (trilobed morning glory) is the source of this 501-nucleotide messenger RNA. RefSeq lists its product as uncharacterized. Bases 1 to 501 code for a protein of 166 amino acids. Gene Ontology annotation, molecular function: DNA helicase activity. The transcript has a single exon. Lineage: Eukaryota; Viridiplantae; Streptophyta; Magnoliopsida; Solanales; Convolvulaceae. The record is from RefSeq and is a predicted model, not a curated record. Gene Ontology annotation, biological process: DNA repair; telomere maintenance.